Effrenium voratum is the source of this 1132-nucleotide messenger RNA. Lineage: Eukaryota; Dinophyceae; Suessiales; Symbiodiniaceae. The record is from the annotation of a GenBank genome assembly.
AGGCUUGGAGCUGCAGCUGGGAUCUCGCGAGGCCGUGGACAGGCACGGGCCCAUGAGCCCGGCCCGCUCCGUGCGGUCCCGCGCCGCCACGGCGCGCCCGGCGCGGCCCCGGCUGCCGCCGAUCGACUUUGCAGCGCUGCGGGGGUUCGUGUGUGACACGCAGGUUCGGGAGAACACCGCGGCCGUGCUGCGGGCGGUGCUGCAAAGGCUCACCAGCGCGGAGACGCAGCUGGCGGAGCGCCGGGGCUUUCUGGUGGCCAUCCCCUGCUUCGACGUCCUGGGGGUGGCGGGCGCCGCUGACGCGCUGCCCAGGCUGCUGGAGGGUCCGGAGGUGGAUCUGACGCUCGGCAUACUUGCAGCUCUCGCCUGCGAGGCCAUGGGCCGUAGCUACAUCGCGUCCAGCGACGCCAGUGUGGAGAGGAUGGUGACCCUCUUGAAGUGCAAGCCACUGGACUCCUCGGUGCACAUCCAGGCGCUCGCGGCGAUGCAGCGCCUCUCCCUGCGCCGACGCGCCCAGGACCGGAUGAUCGAGAUGGGCCUGGUCGAGUGGGUGGUCUCGGUGCUGGGAUCGCCCAUGGAGGGCUUGGGCGCGCCGUCGGAGUUCUCCUUGGAGUUCGGCUCCGCGAUGCUGAUGAACUUGGCGCUGCGCUCGGCGGGCAAGCGCAAGUGCCUGGAGCAGGACAUGCUGCCGGUGGCGCUGAAGCUUAUGGAGCACUGGAACCCGCAGAUCAGGACGCACAUCAACGGCACGCUCUACUCCCUGCUCUCGGUGCCCAGCUUCCGCGAGAACGCCAAGGCCUCGGGCCUCGAGGCCACGCUGCGCUCCAUCCACGCCCAGGCCAGCGGCGUGGGGGAUGAGAUCUCGGUGCGCCAGAUUGAGUAUUUGCUGGAGCAGCUGAACCCUGAGGCCCCGCCCUCCGACGGCGAGAGCGGGGAGGACGACGAGGACGACGACGAGAACUUUCUCGAGGAGGAGGAGCUCGCAGGGCUGCUGCUGGGGGAUCGCAGCGACCACUCUGCCGAGGAAGCGCUGCGGCCCUUCGCUGCCUCCGCAGCGGUGCUGGAGGCGCAGCAGCGGGAGUUCCAGCGCCUGGUAGGCAACGCGUAGGUCAGGGCAAAGCCCCACGGCCGG